Molecule: messenger RNA, 1029 nt
Organism: Chrysoperla carnea
Lineage: Eukaryota; Metazoa; Arthropoda; Insecta; Neuroptera; Chrysopidae
Product: trypsin-like
Exons: 5
Coding region: 31-1029 (332 amino acids)
Biological process (GO): proteolysis
Molecular function (GO): serine-type endopeptidase activity
Source: RefSeq, a predicted model, not a curated record
UGUGAAUUUUGUUUGAAAAUCAAGUGAAAAAUGAUUGUAAAUGCAAAAUUUUGCUUUUCAUUAAUUGUGUUCACAAUCCUGACGUCCGAAAAUGUUAUUGCUAAAAUAAGACAAUAUUAUGGUGACGAGGAUGACGGAUAUGGUAGAUAUGAGGAAAAGCGUGGGUAUGCCGUUGGCAAUAAACCUUUAAUUAUAAUGGGAAAAGACGCAAACAUCAAGGACUUUCCAUACGUGGUAUUUAUGACUGGAAUUAAUGAAGAGGGCGAAGGGAACGAGGAGAUCAGUGAAGAAGGGGGUGAUAAUUUAUGGGGUUGUACUGGUCUCAUAUUGACGUCAACUGUUAUCCUGACAAAUGCAAAAUGUCUUACACCCGAUAUUUACGAUAUAACUAUGAAUAGAACUCUAAGUUUUACGAAUGCAUACAUUAAAGCUGGAGUGACAAACCGUGAUGAUCCCAGAGCAAAAAAAAUAUUCUUUACAAAAGGGAUUGUUCAUACAAAUUAUAGCGUUAAUCAUAAUAAGCACAUGCAAUAUAACGUGGCGUUAGUCAAGCUGAACAAGCCACUAUGCAAGUCCAAAACCAUUCAACCUUUGAAGUUUGCAACUGAAGCAGAUUUUGAACAAGCAAAUAAAAUUGGAACGGUUCUUGGUUGGGGUUGGACGAAAGCGAUUGCUGGCUCUAUCUCAAACACGUUACAACAAAUUAAAUUGAAAAAAGUGCCAGACGAUGAAUGUGAUAUACUAACCGAUAACUUUAUGGGUGAUGAUAUGUUUUGUACCAUGAAUUUGAAUAAUACAUUUGAGGGAGGACUGUGUAAGGGAGAUUUUGGAGGACCGUUUAUUGUAAAUAACAAAGUAUAUGCGAUUGGAGCAACAUGGGUUAGUGGAUGUACAUCCGCAAAUUAUUUUGUUAAUGUAGCAGACCCUGAAGUUAAAUCUUGGAUAAAAAAGACGUGUUUGAAGCUACACUACGAAACGUCAAGGAAAAGAAGACCAAAUCGCCCAAAUCGUAGACCAUUAAAUAAAUAG